Messenger RNA from Haemonchus placei, 438 nucleotides. The record is from the annotation of a GenBank genome assembly. NCBI's taxonomy places the organism in Eukaryota, Metazoa, Nematoda, Chromadorea, Rhabditida, Trichostrongylidae.
AUGAAUUCAGCUGAAAUCGCCUUCUUGAUCGCCCUACUAACAGCAUUCUACAUCACACUAAUUCAUCCAUUCAUCGUCGCCGGUUGUAUUGCUGCUCUGGUUGGUUAUAUUCGCUGGUUAGCCCCGAAGAUUGAUCAGCACCCCCAAAAUGAAGAUGAGCGGACUUGUUCGGAAGCUGUAGCACCAACGGAGACAUGGCAACAACGACCCGUCGAGGAAUCGGAGCCACGUUCAGAAGAGGAGAAUGUUGAAGUCAAUGGAAGAGUCCAUCAAGUGCCGAUGGAGAAGAAUAUGAAGAAGAAGAAGUCACAACGAGAGAUCCUGGCUGAAAUUGAGGCCACCCGAGAACGAGAAAAGUAUUCAAAGUUACUGCUAACUUAUCAAGUACCAAAUAUGACUGCAUACUACGAGAGUCUGGUCCGGAUCAUUCAGCAGUAG